AUGCGAGCUCCCGGAGGUCCUUUAUACACAUCCUGCAAGCUGCCUGCCUCCCCGUCCCUUACAGCCCGCGGAGGAGAAGCUGUAGAUGCAGUGGGGUGGGAUGCGUUGUAUGCUGAGGCCGGCAGGCAGGCAGGCAGGCAGGCAGGCAGGCAUCGAGAACAACAGAGGGAUGAGAUCGAGGGUAGACUGCUGUGCCCUGAGCAGGCCGUGAGCAGCAACGACAGCGACCAUGCUUUUGUCGCCAUCUCUGACAAAUAUGGGCCGAUGGUGCUGCAGGGGCUCAUCCGCGUGCUGCACGGCAGAGUGGAGGGCGUGCUGCUGCAGCCCCGUUCCCCACAGGACAGCACCACACCUCCGCAGGCCUCAGUGGUUCUCCAAGGCACGGAUGAGCCCAUCGACGGUGUGAAUGCAAUCAUCUUCAGCACCGGCUACAGCCCCGCGCUGCCCUUCCUCCCCACCCUCCUCAAGCAGCAGAUUGGCUUCGACCCCUCCGACCUCUUCUCCCCGCUGCUGCUGCACCGCUGCACCUUCCACCCGUCGCUCCCAAACGCCGCCAUGGUGGGCAUGUAUCGCGGUCCCUACUUUGCCGCCAUGGAGCUGCAGGCUCGCUGGGCCGCAGCCGUGCUGUCCGGCGCCCUCCCGCCCGUUCCAAGCAGGGCGCUACAAGAGGGCAUUGAGGAGGCGAGGAAUGUGCGGGAGCAGCAGCCACGGCCGCAGUUCCCUGUGUGGGACUACGUGGGCAUGUGCAACUCCAUUUCUGAUGCUUUGGGGUGUGCGCUGCCCACAGAUGCUGAGUGGAUCAAGGCACACGACAUGGUCAUACCCGCGCACUACUGCACCACGACCAGUGCACCGUCUGUCGCUGCCGCUGAGAUUGCCAUGGCACAGUUGGGGCAUGCUUGUGGCGAGUGGCAGGGCGGCAGUGCAGUGGGAGGUGCGGUGUUCCAGGGGUUGGCAGGAAAAUGGUGUUUGGAGCGGGAAAUUCGGAGUGCGCUUGAGGGCCUCCCAUCGGGCCGGAUGGAAGGAACUGCCAUGUUCACUCUGCGGCCGGGGGAGGGAGAGUACCUGUACCGUGAAGAUGGGGAGUUUGUGAUGGCGGGCAGCGCAGGGGGCAAGGGCAACAAGGUGUGGCGGGAGUAUGUGUGGGUGUGCCAGGGGCCAGAGGAUGGCAUUGCCGUCCACUUUGCCGACAAGUCGCAACGCACCUACCUCUUUCACCACCUCAGGUUCUUCCCGGACCCUUGUGGAAAUAUAUAG
Closterium sp. Yama58-4 is the source of this 1257-nucleotide messenger RNA. The record is from the annotation of a GenBank genome assembly. Lineage: Eukaryota; Viridiplantae; Streptophyta; Zygnematophyceae; Desmidiales; Closteriaceae.